UGUGUGUGUGUGUGUGGAUAGAUAGAUAUGCCAUGCAUUUAAAAGAGAGAAAAAAGUAACCCGACUUAGUGGUCUAUAUAUACAUACGUAACGUAUUGUAGACGUGGAUUUUAUAUGAACAUAGAACGAGCUUUGAUUGAUAACAACUACUUCAAUGGAAGCCUUGCUUUGCCCCGAAAUCAUCCCCAACAUCAGAUCAUCCAUUGAUGAUCUUUCUCCUUCAUUCGAAUGGCCGAUGAAGAGCUUGUCGUCUCUUGCACCCAUGGAAUCAUCAGACAAAGGAGAUAAAGAUGUGGACAAACCCAGAUGCGAGUGGAAUCUGUCUUUGUCCGCCGCCAUUGUCGCCUCCGGCUCCGCCAAGACGGCGCCUUCGGACGCCAUCGGAGCAAUCGAGUUCGACUCCACGGGAGAAAUCUUAGCCACCGGAGGAAUCUCCAGGAAAAUCCGAUUCUAUCGUAUGAGCUCGUUCCCAGAUUCUCCGACAGUAGUGUUAGAUCACGGCGAGGUACUCCAGUUCUGCAUCUGCACUCCGGCGAAAUUGAGCAGCCUCAGAUGGAGGCCCGAUUCGAGCAAUCGGGUAAUCGGGUCGGGCGAUUACGACGGCGUCGUGACGGAGUACGACGCCGAGAAGCGAGUCCCCGUCUUCGAGAGAGACGAGCACGGAGGCCGACGCGUGUGGAGCGUCGACUACACGCGCUACACGGGCUCGGUUAUCGGUGCGUCGGGCUCUGACGACGGAACGGUGCAAAUGUGGGACUCACGAGCCGCCGAGUCCGGAUCGGCCGAGCCGUCAAAGAUCAGACCCGGUGGUGGAUCAGCGAUCUGCUCCGUCGAGUUCGAUCCAACCGGUGGACCAUCCUUGGCCGUCGGAUGCGCUGACCGGUGUGCUUACGUGUACGACAUCCGACGGCUCGUUGACCCCGUCGUGGCACUUGAGGGUCAUAGCAAAACGGUGUCGUAUGCUCGGUUCCUGGAUCCUCGGACCGUCGUGACGGCUUCAACGGACGGGUCGUUGAAGACAUGGGACGUGUCCGAGGGCCGGCGCGUGGUUCGCACGUACAGAGGGCACGUGAACAGCCGCAACUUUGUGGGGUUGUCGGUGUGGAGACACGGGGGUUUGCUUGCGUCCGGUUCGGAGGAUGAUAACGUGGUUGUGUACGACACGAGAUGGGGAGACCCGGUUUGGAUCCACCGGUUCGGAGUCGGGUCGGGUCAUACAGGUCGGGUCGGGACGGACCGGCAGUUCGUGAGCAGCGUGUGUUGGAGACAAGUGGGUGAAGACGGGUGCGUCCUCGUUGCCGGAGGAUCCGACGGUGUUUUAGAGGUUACAACUUUUUAUGGGUCCACUGCUGUUUUCAAUGUCGUCCGUUCGACGACAUUCAUGGGAGUUUGGAUAUCUGAACGCCACGGUCCGAUGACGAUCAUGAAUCGCAAAAUCUCGAAAAGAAUCGGAUUGGAAACCGGAGGUCCAUGCAUGGCUUCUUGGUAAUGGUAGGGUAUCGAUAUCUUAUCGAAAUUACACGAUGACCCAUUUGAUCAACUAUACAAUAGACACCUUUCUCUUUCACGUCAUCUCUAUAACUGUCACGUGCCUCUGUUUUUAUAUCUACCAGCUAACAAAGUGGAUAUUCAUGGCGUAUUUGUUUGAUU
Messenger RNA from Tarenaya hassleriana, 1650 nucleotides. Its product is annotated as WD repeat-containing protein RUP1. The transcript has 2 exons. Lineage: Eukaryota; Viridiplantae; Streptophyta; Magnoliopsida; Brassicales; Cleomaceae. The record is from RefSeq and is a predicted model, not a curated record. Gene Ontology annotation, biological process: response to UV-B. Gene Ontology annotation, molecular function: protein binding. Bases 155 to 1489 code for a protein of 444 amino acids.